CCCACCCACCAAAUCUCAAAUCUUCAUAGAUACUAUACACUCUCAUAAUUAUAAGCCUUAACAUAAAGUUUCAUAGUACUAGCUAGUACCACAAUCUUCUGGCAUUUUUUUAUAAGCACUUUUUUAGCAAUUUAAUUAGCAUGGCCAAACCACCAUAUCUAGAAGAAAAUUUUAUGAAAGAUCACUACAAAAUAAAAAGUCAUAGUAGCCAAAAUAAGGCAAAGAAUUUAUCUUUCUUUGCUUCUAUUUUCACCCUUUUCAUCUAUAUAUCUAUCUUCUAUAUUUUCAACCUUUCUCCUUAUACACUUUUAAAUAACAAUAUAUUUUGGUUUGUCAUGUCCAAUACUUUAAUCCUCAUCAUAGCUAUUGACUAUGAAGCAUUUUCUUCAUCCAAACAAAAACAAGAAAAUAUUCAUGAAGAGUAUGUAAAACAUAGUCAAGAAAUUAGAAACCAAUAUGUCUCAUCAAUUCCUACAUAUGAUGAACAAGUUGUUAAACAAUGCAUUGAUUCCAAACAAGAGUUAGAUGUUAAGCUUUUGCAAGAGGAAAAAGACACAAUUGUCCCUCAUGAACGUGUGUUGGAAAUUGUGGUACAAAAUCAACCAAAAAAAAGUACUAGUCAUGAUGAUGAUAUGGAUAGUACAAAUGAGAAGAAGAAAAAAUCAACACUUCAUAAGGAACAUGAAUUGGAGAAAGUAACAUUUCCUACAAGAUCAAGUUAUGGAAGAAGUAAAUCUUAUAGACACAAUAGAACCAAACAUGUUAUGAUUGAUGAAAGGAAGAACAAAGUUAAAAGGUUAGAGUCUAUGAAAAUAGAACCAAAAGUUGAUGAAGAAAAUGAGUUUUCUAAGAUGUCAAAUGAAGAUCUUAAUAAGAGGGUGGAAGACUUUAUUCAGAAAUUCAAUAAGCAGAUUAGACUUCAAGCAUCAACUAUAUAAUUGAUGUUAAUCUCAAAAUUUUGCUGUAAAAUAUUUUGUCUUGUACCUUUUGUACUUGUUUAAAUGUUGCACUUUGCUAUAAGAGUUCAUAGUCCUAUCUUUUUCUCACA
Trifolium pratense (red clover) is the source of this 1048-nucleotide messenger RNA. RefSeq lists its product as uncharacterized. The transcript has a single exon. NCBI's taxonomy places the organism in Eukaryota, Viridiplantae, Streptophyta, Magnoliopsida, Fabales, Fabaceae. The record is from RefSeq and is a predicted model, not a curated record. The coding region runs from base 141 to 938 and encodes 265 amino acids.